Messenger RNA from Amborella trichopoda, 1088 nucleotides. RefSeq names its product Small nuclear ribonucleoprotein family protein (gene LSM8). Gene Ontology annotation, cellular component: U6 snRNP; precatalytic spliceosome; U4/U6 x U5 tri-snRNP complex. The record is from RefSeq and is a predicted model, not a curated record. Gene Ontology annotation, biological process: mRNA splicing, via spliceosome. Lineage: Eukaryota; Viridiplantae; Streptophyta; Magnoliopsida; Amborellales; Amborellaceae. Gene Ontology annotation, molecular function: mRNA binding.
AGCAUGAAAAUUAAUGUUCCCAAAAUUUAACACAGAAUAACACUAUUCGCCGAAAAAAGCAGAAUAAUGUCUCUCUAAACCCUCGUAGAGCGUCUCCCAAACGCCCGUUUCCUCCGCUCUCACACUCAAGUUUUUCAAACCCACUCUCGCACUCUCCUAUCACGCUCAAAGUUUUUCAAACCCUCUGUCUCUAACCCUCGGUUUCUGGUGAAAUGGCGAGCUUCCUGCUGGGUUGAUAAAUAGAGCAAUGGUAACUGUGAUUUGUAGAGACUGUUGAGUAUUUGCAGAUACAGAGUAUUUGCAGAGACAGAAGGCUUUCUAAUUUUCCGAGAAGUUUUCGCUCUCUAAUUAAGGCAGUUGGUUUCUCAUUAGAUCUGGCUUAGUGGCCUUUUUGGUUAGAUUUAACCUGGAUGCUGCAUCUGUUUGGGCUUCUGCAGACAAGAUUGACUACACGUGAUUUAAAAUCUACUGAAAGGACGGCGUUAAGAUUUACUCAGAAUGUCAAGUGGUCCUGGGCUUGAGUCUCUUGUGGACCAAACUAUAUCAGUUAUCACAAAUGAUGGGCGGAACAUAGUGGGCAUUUUGAAAGGUUUUGAUCAGGCCACAAAUAUCAUCCUCGAUGAAUCACAUGAACGAGUUUACUCCACAAAGGAAGGAGUUCAGCAGCUUGUUCUUGGCCUGUACAUCAUCCGUGGAGAUAACAUAAGCGUAAUCGGAGAGUUAGACGAGGAACUUGAUUCAAAUCUCGACUUGUCAAAACUGAGAGCACAUCCCUUGAAACCUGUGAUACACUGAGAGUUGUAAGAUAUUCCAGAUUUAUAGUGUAGGAUUGUCAUGUAUGAAGCAGCAUGUGCACCUGGAUGUCUUUUGAUUGAUUGAUAUAUCAUGCCUGGGCAAGCUUUGAGAAUCCCUGGAGCCUUGAGUUAUGAAAUAUCCUCAUGAAUAUAAUUCCUUGGGUUUUCUUGAGGAAAUUGCUUCAUGGCAGUUAAAUUUCAGAUGAACUGAUAUACUGCUUUUUGUUGUUGGUAUUUGGACAUGAAACGAGGACAUGAGGUAAAUGUGUUCGAUCUAUGAGGGCUUUACAAAAC